Messenger RNA from Acanthaster planci (crown-of-thorns starfish), 10647 nucleotides. RefSeq lists its product as uncharacterized. The record is from RefSeq and is a predicted model, not a curated record. Gene Ontology annotation, cellular component: cytoplasmic stress granule. NCBI's taxonomy places the organism in Eukaryota, Metazoa, Echinodermata, Asteroidea, Valvatida, Acanthasteridae. Gene Ontology annotation, molecular function: metal ion binding; RNA stem-loop binding; ubiquitin protein ligase activity. Gene Ontology annotation, biological process: protein polyubiquitination; ubiquitin-dependent protein catabolic process; nuclear-transcribed mRNA catabolic process, deadenylation-dependent decay.
CAGAUACACCGGCCCAACUGCUGUACCGUAGUUGGGAUAGAUGCGAUAAUUGGGCGUAAUACAGGUUAUUUACUAGCACUACAACCACAACUCGAGCAACCUAACCUGUGACGUUCAUUUCAUUCCAUGGCGCUGUCGGGAUUCAGAUGCAAUAAGACAGGAUGCCAAUUCAAGCUCCACAGUGGACAGAGUUUCUUUCAUGUCCUGUUUGCUACAAUGAGUUUGAUGAGAAUGUACGCCGGCCCAUUAGUCUUGGAUGUGGGCAUACAGUUUGCAAGAUGUGCCUUGGGAAAUUUCACCGUAAGCAAUGUCCAUUUGACCAGACAGAAAUCACACGUGAUAUUGAUGAGUUACCAGCUAACUAUGCCUUGCUGCAACUAGUUGGUGCUGAGCUUGGUGGAGAGCAUGAAGAAAGGUUGCCUCGGUCCAUUGUGAAUGGAUACUUGAGACAUUAUGCUGCUGCUAAGAGCUGUGUAGAAGAUUUGGCAUGGUAUCUCAAACCCUUAGGAAAAGCUGCCAGUGCCAGCAGUGCCAGUGGUUCUGGUGGCUGCAUCUUAAGUAAACCGAUGCAGCGCAAGUUGGUUGCACUGGUAAAUUGUCAGUUAGUGGAGGACGAGGGUCGAUCACGAGCUAUGCGUGCUGCAAGGUCAUUAGGUGAGCGUGCAGUAACUGAGCUUAUUUUACAACAUCAGAACCAGCAACAGCUGUCUGCCAAUCUCUGGGCUGCAGUCCGUUCCAGAGGAUGUCAGUUUCUUGGGCCAGCAAUGCAAGAAGAGACCUUAAAGCUGGUGCUGUUGGCUUUGGAGGAUGGAGCUGCUCUGUCUCGCAAGGUGCUUGUCAUGUUUGUUGUUCAGAAACUGGAGCAGCAGUUUCCCCAAGCUUCGAAGACCAGCGUAGGCCAUGUUGUUCAGUUGCUGUAUCGAGCCUCUUGCUUCAUUGUCACAAAACGAGAUGAGGAAUCAUCCCUCAUGCAACUCAAAGAUGAGUUUCGCAACUAUGAUGCUCUACGUAGAGAACAUGAUGCUCAGAUUGUGCACAUAGCAAUGGAAGCAGGUCUGCGAAUUUCCCCAGAACAGUGGUCUUCACUGCUUUAUGGAGAUCUGAAUCACAAGUCACACAUGCAAUCCAUCAUUGACAAGCUUCAGACACCGGCAUCAUUUACUGCAAGUAUACAAGAGCUUACCAUUGCGUUACAGCGUUCAGGAGAUCCAGGCCGUUUGAGCAAGCUGACUACCUAUCUAGAUCAGUUAGCUACAAUAGACCCUAAUCCAGAUGCUGGCAGUCCUAGUUGGAGUGAACUAGAGAAUGCUAUGGUGGCAGUGAAGACAGUUGUUAAAGGCUUGGUGGAUUUUGUACAGAAUCACAACCUUAACAAGAAAGUACUGGAACAGCAGACACAAAAUAUCAAAUACAAGACAAGUAUGUGUAGAGAUAUUACUCAGAAGAGGGGCUGUCCUCGGGGAAGCAACUGCACCUUUGCACAUUCUGAGGAGGAAUUAGAAAGGUUUCGGGCUAAAAGUCGACGAAUGCUGUCUGCUUUAAACCGUCAGAUCAGCUCCCAAAGUAAAGCUUCAGAGGGAGCCAAAACAACAAAACUGAUUUCAAAGGGAGUCAGUGAAGAUAGAUUAACCAAAGAAGAUCGCCAUAACUUAAUGGAACUUCAACAACAGGUUGCAUUACAAAACAAAAGGGAUAAAGUUGAUCAACUGUCACAAAGCAACAUGCAAGCAGUUUCUGGCAACCUGAUGUCAGCAUACAGGGAUUACAGAGAUGAGAUGUCCGAAUUAAUCGAGUCAAGCACUGACGUAGAGAGACAUCCAAAUGAUGGUGAAGGACGUCAUAAUGUGGAUGGGCAGAAUGCAAGCAAAUUUGCACCUCAUUGCUUGGUUGGCAAGCCUGAACAUCAUCCAGUCAAACAACUAGCUUCAGCAGCCUCUCAUGCUGAGCAAGCACAUCUGAACAUUCACUCAAAGCGUCAGGUAUCGCCUGCAAAACCUUCAGGAAUAAGUGAUGUAUACAAAGAGCAAGGCAAGAGUUUGGAUGAACAAGCAAAAUCAAACAUUCAGAUAUCAAUGUCAGAAAUGUAUGUUCAUCCUCCUGGUGCCAGAACCCAUUUGCACUCUGCUCCUCAACCUGUAUACAGUUAUCAUUACUCUAAUAAUGUGACUGCUCACACUGGUGAAGUAGAACCACCAGGUUUAAUUCAGUCAAUUGACAGCCAUAAGACACUGAAAAAAGACAGCACAAGUAGCUGGGACAUGCCAGAUGGACCACCGCAAGAGCUACCUGGAUACAGCCAAGGUUUGGUCAAGCGUACUGUUGGAGCAGGAAAACCUACCAUCAAAUCACCAGUAGCUAACACAUGGAAUUCAAACAGCAAUAAACUGCACAAGGAUAUAUCUCUUGGUGAACUUUGUGAACGGAAGCAAGAAAUCCUGCAUCAGUUGAAAGGUUUCAGCAGCGAAGAAAGCAAGAAUCCGUGGGAAAGAAGCCAAUCUCUAACCAAAACAGUCACCUCUCUGUGGACCAUCCCCACUGAAUCUGUCUCCAAACAGACAUCUCACACCAGUCAAGAGAAUGAGGUAUGCUACAACCCUUGGACCAGUCAAGCCCCAUUCUGUUUAGUUCGACCAGUUAAAGAGAGUAACACCAAUUACACAAUGACGUACAUCAAGGCUCACAUUCGGCAUAUGUCUGUUGAUGAACACCAGAGUAUGGUCAGAGAUAAGCCAAUGGGAACCCAUGAGUUAUCAGAGUUUAAGAAGAUGUCAAUGGAGGACCUGGAACAAACCUUGAAGAAGGUGAAGCAAGAAGAUGAGCAUGCAGGAAGUAGCCACUAUGAACGUGGACAUAAGAUUCAAUUGGAGAUGGACCGACGAGUUCAGCAGAACAAUGUAGCAUGGGGAAUCCCUACAGGAGAAUCUGCUGACAGCAAAAACAAGCAAGCUCAGUUGCACCCCUCUACAUUAAGUGGUGGUCAAAGAAAUUUGAUGGCAUACUAUCAGGCGCUGUCAUUAGGUCCUCACCAGGAUCCGCUCAUGAGCCGUCAAGGAAGUUUCCCAAUGUCCAAAUCAUCAAGGACUGCUUUCAAGUCAACUGGACCAGUCCAGGUUAGUGCUGGUCCAUCACCUGAAACCAACCCAGUGACAUUGACCCAAGAUUGCCACGUUGCACCUUCAUUCCAGUCUUCACCUAGUGAAGGCUAUCAUAUCCUUGGUCAGCCUUCAAAGGAUUCCCGUUAUGCAGUAUCUUUAUCAUUGAAGACACCUCCACAGGUUUCAGAAAGCAAACUUCCACAGCAAGGGCAAAGAGAGACUGACAUUGAGAUGCAACUUAAAAAUGAAUUAGCAGAUGUGUCCAAUGAAAUCCAGAAAAAGGUUCUGAAUAAGAAUGCUCAAGACAUUGUUCUAUUGGAACAGGCAUCUCAUGCAUUGGAUCCUCUUGCCUUCAUUUCUGGGUCUCGUAACCCAGUCAGUGUGUAUGAACCACUGAGUAAUGCAAUGAUUGCAAAGCAGCUCCAGCAACAAGAACUAGACAAAUACAAAUUCCAUCACAAGCGUGAAAAGGCUCGAGCAUCUUCAGUCAAAACCAGUCAUCAAUCAAUGGAAUGAGAGCAGCAUGGUUCCAGGAGGGAAGAACAUAACAUUAAGCCACAUACAAGUAUGCAGCAAAAUGGCUAUACAUAUGUAUACCGUAAGAACAUUUUUAUUUUUUGACCAAAGUAUGUGUGUGGAAGUGACAGUUCUUUCCUUCGUGACUUUGAUUGGACCUGUUAUCCACAUCUGGAUAGAUUAUGUUGAACUGUAAAGUGUCUAGCUUCCCAUCUGCAAGUGCAGAGACAAACUUGUAAUCUUGAAGUGAUGUCAUAGCAUAUUUUAUACCUUCGCAUCAUGCACUUCGGAGGGUUUUUAAGUAUUUGGGUCUGGUGCUUAAUUCCACACAGCCAUGUUCCAUGUAUGGGGACAGAAUGGAGUUUGAACUAACUUUCAUCCUUUUUAAAAAGCCUUUUGGCUCAGAUUUCCACUCUUUAUAGGUCAUAUUUAUUCAGAAAAUUCAACAGAUGGAGUAUAACCUACCUGUGAUCAAGUUUUUUUUCUCUUUAAAAUUUAAUCAAUUAGAGACACAACAGAACAUUUUGGUAGCAGUAACUCCAAGAAUCUGUGACACAGAAGUUUAUAUGCUUUGUCAUGGGUAACUCUUGGAGGGGUCAUAAUUUAGGGGGGGGGAGUUGAGUACCACCUUGCCCUCUCCUGCCCAUGCACAUGUGCAGGCAUUACAUACGGUGUUGCAUGGAACACUUUGUGUUGUUACAUCGACUGUAUGCCAUUUUAUUAGCGGCCUCUGGUACGUAGCAAUUGAGCAAUUUUCCCUUUGUCACAUCACAAGAUGUGACAAUUUUGGACAAUCUGCAGUCCAGUUUUAAAAAUUUAUCACAUUGUUUUGCAAAAGAGUCUUAUAAAAAUCUCGGGGUUUUGUAAUUUACUGUACUUUUGAUCAUUUUGUGAGUGAAGCCACCACCUGACAGCAAAAAUAAAACCUCAGCGACAUCCUUCUGCAUAUAACAGUUUAUCCCAUACAUAUUACUGAUAUUGACAACUUUCAGAUAUAAGCUGAACUUCCUUCUUGUCUGGUCCCCACAUCAAGCAUGGAAAUCUUUUGGUAUCAUCAGACAGUGGUAUCUUACUGCCCUUUUCUACACAGUUGUGUAUGGACCCAAAGAUGUCUCAUAUUUCCUGUCAUAAUUCAUAUUCUGCUAUCAAAAAUACAUUUAAGUUAUGCAGUGGCAGGAUUGCAGUUGAUCCAGCGAUUUUGCAGCUUUUGGGCAUCUUUUGAUAGUAAAGAAGUUUUUCAUUUGGACAUUGCUUCAUGUGGAAUAAAAGCACUUGUUCAUGUUGCCACUGCACAGGUCUACAUCAGAGCACACGGACUCAAAACCAGAGAUGUUUUUGACGUGUGCAGGGCCUCUGAGUAUCAGGAGUGGAAUGAGUCUAGAAUGUGUUUCACAGUUACCCCAGUAUAGCAUAAAAAUAGACUUGCGGGUAGUGCAAUGAUAAGUGAAAUGCAUUCAUACAUUUUAUCUCAUCACUUUCUUAUUUUCAAAUUUACCAAUUUUAAAUGCUCCUUGGCAAAUUCCAAUUUCCAACAGCAAAGUUUGAAAACAAACAUGAUUACAAUUUUAAAUAAUGAAUGUGUUCAUUUACGUUGUUGAUGUUAGUGUUAGUCCUGACUAGUACCUUUUCAUCAAUUGAGGUCAUUUUGCAUCAAGUUGAAAGUGUGAACAUUAAGAACCAUACAGCCUUACAAAUAAAGCCCCUAUAACAAAGUGUUUAUUACAUUUUCUUUUCACAACAAUGGAUUGCUACACAAAAUCAUUUUUAUAAGAAAUUUGCCGUCUGAGAUUUUGGAAGGAACUCACUCCAUGUAAAUGCAAUUUAAAUGUUCUCAAAUUAUGGUUUAGUAAGCUCUUUCCUGCUCUUUCCUGUACUUUUCGAGUACUGGUUUGGAUGGACAUGGACACUGGAUGUUAAAUACACAACAGUCAGAUUGCAGAAUAAAAUGGGGACUUCAGACAUCAACGUUUAAUGAAAAAAAAAAGAUUUUAUCACAAAAGUACUCAAGAAGUACUUGACCAAGUACUUUUUGAAUACUUUUUUCCUUAAAACUUGAGUUUUGCUGAACUGGGAGUAUGUGAACUGUUGUCCAUUGUUCUCUAGCUUUGUUCCCAUCUAAGCAAUUUAGUAUUUGGCAGUGAACUUGAUACAAAUUCUUGAUCACAACGCUGGUAUUUGGCGAUGAAAGAAGCGUAAGGCUGGUCAGAGGAAGCAUUCAUAUUGACAAACAUGAUAGUGGUUUAUAUCCAUUUGAUUCAGUAUAAAGUUUUUUAUUCUUGGCUUAGAUUUUUUUGGAGUAUGUGAAAACUGUAUGUGGAAGGCAAAGCUGUAUCUUCAAGCUCAUCAGACAUUUUUUUGAGGAAUGUUGUGAAGAAACAAAAUUGAAGUAAACAUGAGUUUGGAUGUAGAAUCAUGCAGACAACAAUAUGAUGUUGGUAUAAAUGUAAGCAGAGUUGGAAUCAAGUCAGUCACAAGUCAGCUCACGUGUCAGGUGCUAGUCAGCCCACGUCAGGUGCUAGUCAGUUUACAAAUCAAGUCAGAACUAGAGAUGAAAAAUUUGCAAAGGAAGGCCUUUGUUGUAGUUCAUUUGAAUAGCUUAUGAGUUGACUUUGGACUGAAUGACUUGUGACUGACAUCUGGUGACUUGUGAUUUUGUUACUGAAUCAAUUACAUCUGUGAAUGUAAGUCACAGUGACCAGUACAUGAAUGUGGCAUGCUGAUUUGUGCCAAUUCACUUCUUUUUUUUACUAUAGUCCACUACUGCAGCAAAGGUAGUGAUUUUCCUAUACCAAGUUUAGAGCUCAUUGCUGAUAUAAUACUGGUUCCACUUCCAUAAUUUGAAAUCCAACUGUCAGUAAAGGAACCAGGAACCAGUCUGGUGUAAUGUCACACAAGAAGUGAGGGUAACAUUGGUUUUGUAGACUGAUCAUGUGAACAAUCUAGUAUUUUGCAUGACCUGUGAAAAUAGAGAUAUAACAAAGUUUUAUUAACCGCAUGUAUAGUAGUAAGUAAAAGGUGUCUUAUUUUGCCAUUCAAGUAUGCUGGGUUGUUAUAGAUUUGAAAAUAGGUUUUUUGUAACUCAUAUUAGCUUUAGAAUCUUUGCUACACCAGAGUUGGAAUAUUUGUUUCCUGAAAUAUCAAAAUCCGUUCAACUAUUUAGGAUUUUGAGAUGAGAAAAGGAAAACAGGUGUUAUUCCAGACAACUGGUACACAAGUGACGUUUGGAUUUAUGCAAAUACCUAGGUUUUGCAGUACAUGUAGUUGUAAGAUGUACUUGUAUAUUUAUUACAGUCUUGUUUAGCUUGAGUUGGCUGUCUCCUUCUUGCUAUUUUUAUCUGAACAACAGAUAAGUUGAUAAAUUGAUAUUAAGCGAUGAUAUUAUCCGGACAUGUGGUUUUAAGCAUAAUGAUUCCGAGGUAUAUUGGGUAAGUGGCUUUGGAUUUCAGUUUGUGUAAGCAUCCUUUCAAAACUCUACAAAUUUCAGGUUGUAUAAUUUACAAGAGCCAAAGACAUUCUGCAAAUAAGAGCAAAGAAAUAUAAUUAUGCCUGUCUAUGAAAUGUGUGUCCUGAUGAACAGUGAAUGGAACCCAACCCAUGUAUUGAAAAAUAAUUACGAUUAAGAACAAGACCAAUGAAUCCUAACUGGUUGCACAAACUGACCAAAGCCCUAACCCAGACUAGAGUUGUUACACAACAUUGUCAUACUAACAAUUUGCCUUGAAGGCAUGCAGUUUCUUUGGAUUCACUGUGAUUGAUUGAUUGAUUGGAAUGUUUGCUUCCAGUCACGUCUACGAUGUGAGUUGAAACAUGUUCAUUGCGUUACCGUAGUUAAGAGUUAAGAUAUCUCUUGAAUAAUUUAAAUGUGAAUUGAUAGUUACUCAUUAUCAUAAAAGUUGGAGUUUAAAUUUAAUCCGCUGUGUCCAUUUACGACAAGUUUGAGUGAUGACUGCAGCCGACUAUUGUGCGGCUAACACCACCCAAACGACGGACUAUUUGUCGACCAUUAGCACCGCUGGUUAUCAAGAGCCCAUUUCAUUUCUCGUUAUGGAGGGAACCAUUCACAUACAAAUUUGCCUUUGUGUUUCAGUUCACCUUAUAAUCAACAGGAACUCACCGAGAUCGUUCAGAGUUGUUCAGGUUUGGGCAGGAUUAUGCAGGGUUGGAACAAGUCGAACAUAGUCUCUGCUGCUUGAUCAGUGCUUGUGCACUUAAAAAUAGAACGUCUUAUUUGGCUUCCUGCACAGUACAAACUUGGCAAAGGAAAACGUGGUUAAUCUGCCGUGAAGCCAUAGGCACAGUAUUACACCAUAAUGACUCUCACUGGAUUACUUAGGGUCAAAUCUUGUCAAGAUUAAUUGCUCUUAUUUGUUGAAGUUGUAUGAUAUUAGUGAAGUGAUUUUAGACAAAGAGUGACUGGAAGUCGGCAUUUCAUUGUAUCAGUUACACUGUGAGUCUAAAAAUUCUGUGCAUCAUAAUGUUACUUGAUAUUAACAAGCAAGGAUAUUAUGUAAAGUUGGCACGCGAAUAUAUUGCUUGGUGCCACUGGAUCAGGAGCCAAGGCCUGACUUGGCUUCGGGUUUUAUUAGUUGUAUUAUACACAACAUCGAUUCCGGAGGAUUCUGGACGAGAAUUUAUGUAGUAACUGCACCAGUGGCUUGAACUUGACGCAGGAAAAUGCAGCUACAGUGGUAGUUUAUACCAUGGAGGUACAAAAAUUAUAUUAUUUUGUAUUCCUCCAUGUUAAUACUGAUUGGUUCUUGGCAGGAGCGCAAACUCCAACGGUAUUCUUCCACACUGUUUGCAUUGACCAUUACCAAUGGGUGUAUUCGUUAUGAAUGUGCUCUAUCUGGCUUGUGUAUAAUUUCAUGUCAUACAUGGUUAUGCAAUACACAUAGUUGGAAUAUUUUCAUUGUAUACCUUUAUACGAAUAGUGUAUUAGGCUACUAGGCCUAUUGUGUGCAUUUGACUACAACUAAUAUGGAGAUGGGGUUCGUGCACGUUCAAGUCAACAAACUGCUUGGACCUGUCCAGGAUUAUUGGUUUGUUUGUUGUUUUUUGUUUUUGUUUUUUUUUUGUCUCGUCAUACUGACUGUAAUUACCGUUACCGUCGCCAGCGUCCAGGUCUGAGUUAAGGACACGGCGUCAAAUGUCUCCGCCCUUCAACCCCAACCCCUGCAUACGGAAACAGAUCACUGAUAAUGAUGGUGGUGCUGACGUUCUUUGAUUGAUCCUACAUCCCAAGUCAGGUGUCAGGUUUUCGCUGUCGGGCGAGACAUUGAUAGACUGGGACAACACUGCGCUGGUACAUCGGUACUGUCCACAUCAAAUACGCUUCAUCUUCUUUCAAUAGCCAGAGUAGUUUUUACCUUUGUAUGAAAAUCGUCAGACCCUAUCAAACUAAAAGUCACACUUACUAACUCAGACUAUAAUCUGGGGAGACACCCAAUGCUGCGGUAGUCUCGGGGACCCACGCAUUCGUCUUUAAAUGUCACCUAUGCGUUGGAAAUGGGUUCGUGUAACCAAGCAUUAACAUUCGAGGCUCCAUGGCGCUUACGAAGUUACCAGCACUACAAACUUGAUCAAGGGUAGCAGCCUGCGUAAGACCCUGUGCCUAGGGCCUAACUAUAAUAGCGCUGUGCGUUCACGCCACCGUGUAUAGGGCAAUGUGACGUCAUAUUUGUGAGACAAUAAUAUUCGUUAAUUUUUUUUUCAUACAGUAGUGCCUUUUAUUGUAGGUUUUCCCGGCCAAUUUCGGAAAAUGUGUAAAUGAGUUAGUGAUAGCAGCAUUCGUUUUCGAGCAAAAUAGAACGACCAUUCAAAUCUCCAUUGCAUUCAGUUGUAUAAAGUCAGCGUUCAAUUUCUCGAUAUUACACAUGUUAAGUGUACUGACAUUCAUUUUUGUGUGAAAUCGAAUGCACCUCUGUAAUCCUGCAUUCAUUUUAAUUUGAACUCAAUCAAUUAUCGGAUAUUGCGCGGACAAUUUCGCGCCAAAGUUAUUUAACGUAUGCCGGGUCAAGAAUUAGAAUGCGUUUGUGUGCUAACAGAAGUUACAUUCUUAGAAGUAUUUAGUUGAUUGGUUAAAUUUUUGAAUAUUCAUGAUUGAAAUAAACCAGUCAUGUUGUCGUUGAAAGCGUACCGACUAUUGUAGGAAACCUGUAAACACCGACGCUGAGGGAACCUUCCUUCCUUGUGCUGCGUUUCAAUCAUAAAAACCUUAUUUUUUACAUUAAUGUUAUUAACAAACACUCUAAAAACAUUUAUGAGCAACAUGACAUUUGUUAUUAAAGUGGUGUCAUGAUUUGUGUAAAAUUGUAUAUUCUAUAUAUAUUUUACAAUCCGAAAUCCGACGUACCUGUAACCUCGUUAAUGAAACGUAAUGCACAUUCGUUUGAACGAUACAAAACGAGGUCGAAUGCUUGUUAUUGCGAAAAUGAAACCUGGUUUAAGCCGUUUUCAAAAUCUACGCCAAAUUGAAUUUUAUUUUACAAAUUAGAUGGAGCAUUUUCCGGAAUUGGCCAGAAAAACCUAUAUUAAGCCGCCUAGAGUUUCUUGUAGUGAUCUUGCAUCCAGUGUAAAGCCAAUUCCUGUCCAUUUGUUACCAUUUUUUUACCAACCUGUUGUAGACGUCACGGGAUCCUGAAGUUAAAAGACCUGUGCUGCCUUUAGAUGCCCACCUCUGAGUGUGAGACUACAUUUAUUCACUGGUUAGUGACGGUGCAAAAUACUUGCAUUCACGGGCUGCACAUACUUUCUUUGAAUAUAUACCUGUAUGUUUUAUUCAGUCCUGGACUUUGUUGGAUUUCGUAGACGUGCACGAGCCCUGGACAUAGCACCUAUACAGCUACAAGUAUAUCUGUAGCAUUCUUCAAAUUAGUAGAUGGAAAUGUUGUAAUUAAGCAACUAUGUCAAGGUUUGAAGUUGAUAUAUUUUAUGUAGUUAUGUAUGUCAGUUUUAAAGACAUUUUCCAAGUAAACCUGGGUGUGGUAAGGUUUAAUCUCUUCGCUGCAAUAAAAGAGUUCAAUCUGUGUCCUCGUUA